This is a messenger RNA of Dovyalis caffra, 207 nucleotides long. The record is from the annotation of a GenBank genome assembly. Lineage: Eukaryota; Viridiplantae; Streptophyta; Magnoliopsida; Malpighiales; Salicaceae.
AUGCACGAGGAAGCUAUAGGUAUGGUAAGUAGUGCGGGUGUGAUGGAGGAGUCCGGCAUGCUCGAGGGCCGGUUGUGCGAGUCGGCGGCUACGCGAAGGAGGCUUGGCUAUAUGAGGCGAAAAGGGCUGCAAUUCGUUGCAUGGAGGUGUAGUGCGGUGGGCAACAACCGGCAUACGGAUGGCUGGCGGAUUGGUGUUUCGGGUUAG